AUGGCAAACACAAGUGAGUUUGGGGAAGGCAACCCUUCGCUACAGAAUUACGCCGUUACCGCCUCUGCGGUGAAACUGGCUUCACUCGGUCUCAUCACUUGCACCAGUUUGAUAGGGAACGCGGCGCUGUCCCUGUUGGUGCUGAAAGACAGCUCCCUUCACAGGGCUCCCUACUACUUCCUCCUCGAUCUCUGCUUAGCGGACGUCGUUCGAGCCGCCGUGUGCUUUCCCUUUGUGAUGAUGUCGAUCAACGCCGGCUCCUCGUGGACGCACGGCGCGUUAAACUGCAAGAUAGUCGCCUUCGUGUCCGUCCUCUUCUGCUUCCACGUCGCCUUUCUGCUCUUCUGCGUCAGCGUCACGCGCUACAUGGCGAUUGCGCACCACAGGUUUUACUCCAAACGGAUGACUUUGUGCACGUGCGUGGCCAUUAUUUGCAUGGUUUGGACCCUGUCUAUCGCGAUGGCUUUCCCGCCGCUUUUCGAUGUCGGCACCUACAGAUUCAUCCGCGAGGAGGAGCAGUGCGUGUUCGAGCACCGGUACGUGAAGGCGAACGACACCCUCGGCUUCAUGUUGAUGCUGGCUGUCAUCGUGGGCACAACACACGUCGUUUACGUCAAGAUGCUUUGCUUCGUCUACGACCACCGCAAGAUGAAACCGGCUCAACUGGUCCCGGCCAUAAGCCAGAACUGGACUUUCCACGGCCCAGGUGCGACUGGGCAAGCGGCUGCCAACUGGAUAGCAGGGUUUGGACACGGUCCCACUCCGCCAACGCUGGUGGGUAUUCGGCAAGCCUCGCAUAAUGGGAACAGGAGGCUGCUGGUCCUGGACGAAUUCAAGAUGGAGAAGCGGAUUGGGAAAAUGUAUUACAUGAUAACCCUCUCGUUCCUUGUCCUCUGGGCACCUUAUAUAAUGGCGUGUUACCUGCGAAUAUUUGUCAGGGGGGGCAGCAUCCCGCAGGUUUACCUGACUGCUGCGGUGUGGAUGACGUUCGCCCAGGCGGGCGCAAACCCCAUUAUUAGUUUCAUGUUCAACAGGGAGCUCCGGGUGCGCCUCAGAGCCUGUUUACCGUGUUGCCUUGGCACCCAGACGCCCAUGGAGCCGUACUGUGUCAUCUGA
Lampris incognitus (smalleye Pacific opah) is the source of this 1116-nucleotide messenger RNA. RefSeq names its product G protein-coupled receptor 27 (gene gpr27). Gene Ontology annotation, cellular component: plasma membrane. The record is from RefSeq and is a predicted model, not a curated record. Gene Ontology annotation, molecular function: G protein-coupled receptor activity. Gene Ontology annotation, biological process: G protein-coupled receptor signaling pathway. NCBI's taxonomy places the organism in Eukaryota, Metazoa, Chordata, Actinopteri, Lampriformes, Lampridae. The transcript has a single exon. The coding region runs from base 1 to 1116 and encodes 371 amino acids.